AGGCCAGCAUCAUCUUCAGGGGAGGGGGAAGCCCACAGGCAGCCUGGUGCCAGGGGCAGGGAGCCAGCAGACAGCAAGGUCAUGUGUCAGCACAGGCUGUGCCAUGGGCGGGUGGCUGGGCCCCCGCAGUGCAGGGCUGAGCCCUCUGCCCAGGACUGGCCUUGUCCCCCCAUCCCUCCCACACAGCCUCUGGUGUCUGUCCCUCCUUUUGGCUGCUCAGCUGGCCCUUUGGGUGCUGGGGGCUGAGUGGCUUCCUGGGGCAAGGAGAACCUGGGUACCAGGCAGCCCCAGAUCCUCUGAUGGAGUCUGUGUGUCUGUCUGUCAGUCUGACUGUGCACUGGAUAUCUCAGACGGUUUAUUUAACUGUCUUGGCCCCAGUUACUUGUGGUUUAGACCACCAGGAGAAUAAGUACGGGGAGCCUGGCAAAGGAGGAGCCUGACACACCUCCUCUAUUCCUGCCAGCUUUGCCAGGAGAGCACUGCUUCUAUACCCUUACCCUUGCAAAUGAGCCCCUGCUUCCAGCUGCACACCAGUCAAACCAGUUCCAAAGCUGGGGUUGCCCCUGGGAACUUCCAUCUUUCUGAACACAUGGUCACCCUGGGUUUCCCCGAAGUGGGGUUUCCUCAGGGUUGGGAGCUGGAAAUGACACUUUCUGUGCCCUCCACAUGCUGGAUUUGUCCAUUGUCUUGGCCAGAGGAAUAGAGAAAGUGAGUUCAGGCACCUCUGCCCAUCUUCCAAACUUCACUCUGUGUGCCCUCUAUGUCCCCUUCCACUCUGCUUUCCCUGCUGGCUGGGUGCCUUCCCAUGGCUGUCUUACCCCAGGAGAUGAGUCACAUGAGUCACAUGUGGAGGUGACAUUAGGGGACAGGGAGACAGCCAGAACUGACCCUUUUUCUCUCUCAGAGUUAAAUGCCUCCCGGGCCCGUGGCAGCAACCACAGUGUGAACAGCCUGCCGGGCCCACCAGCCACGUGUGGAUCCAGCCAGGGCUCUGUGGUCAGCUGGGCUGAAUCCUUUGAGACCCUGCUGCAGGACCGUGUGGCUGUCACCUACUUCACCGAGUUCCUCAAGAAAGAGUUCAGUGCUGAAAACGUCUACUUUUGGCAGGCAUGUGAGCGCUUCCAGCAGAUCCCGGCCAGCGACACACAGCAGCUGGCCCAGGAGGCACGACGGAUCUACGAUGAGUUCCUCUCCAGCCACUCAGUCAGUCCUGUGAACAUUGACAAGCAGGCCUGGAUUGGGGAGGACAUGCUGGCCAACCCCUCCCCAGACAUGUUUCGCAUCCAGCAGCUCCAGAUCUUCAACCUGAUGAAGUUUGACAGCUACACACGUUUUGUGAAAUCCCCACUCUACCAGGCCUGCCUGCGGGCAGAGAGCCAGGGCCAGCCCCUGCCUGACCUGCGGCCCCACUCCCGCAGCAGCAGCCCCCCUCCUGACCUCAGCAAGAAGACGAAGCUGAAGCUGGGCAAGUCACUGCCACUGGGCGUGGAGACAGCGGGCAGCGGUGCCAACCGCAGCCUUCAGCGCUCCUUCAGGAAGGGAGAGCGGCGGGAGCCAUCCUGGGCAGAGGGGGGAGAAGGCAGCAGGAGUGCCAUGCUGUGGAGGGAGUCCCAGGGCUCACUCAACUCUUCAGCCAGCCUGGACCUGGGCUUCUUGUCCUCGGCCAGCACAGCCGCCAGCCCCUGGCCGGAGGGCCAGCAGAAGAGCCUGGGGGGCAGCGAGGCAGAGCUGCCAGCCAAACCCAUGAAGUACUGCUGCGUGUACCUGCCCGACGGCACAGCCUCGCUGGCCUCUGUCCGGCCCGGCCACUCCAUCCGGGACAUGCUGGCAGGGAUAUGUGAGAAACGCGGCUUCCGCCUCCCCGACAUCAAGGUCUUCCUGGUGGGGAAUGAGCAGAAAGCGUUGGUGCUGGACCAGGAGUGCUCUGUGUUGGCAGACCAGGAGGUGAAGCUGGAGAACAGGAUAAGCUUUGACCUGGAAAUCUCCUCCCUCAACAAGACCAUCCGCAUCACAGCCAAGUCAACCAAGCGCAUCCGGGAAGCGCUGCAGCCCGUGCUGGGCAAGUACGGCGUGAGCGUGGAGCAGGCGCGGCUGCGCAGGCAAGGUGAGCCAGCCACCCUGGACUUGGAGAAGCUGGUCAGCACAGUGUCUGCUCAGAAACUUGUCUUGGAAACACCAGCAGACGUGCGAGCGAUGGGGAGCGCUGAGGCUGCGGCUGCCCCCUCUCUGCUCCGGAGUGAGGAGGGAAGCCCAACAGGAGCAGAACCUGACACACGAUGGGAGGUGCCCUCCUCCUUCUCCAGGCCACAGUCUUCAGCUGCCAUGAACCUCAACCGCCGCACGUACGACCUGGAAGGGCUGGUGGAGCUGCUGAACCGUGCCCAGAGCUGCCGGGCCAACGACCAGCGUGGGCUGCUCUCUAAGGAGGACCUGGUCCUGCCUGACUUCCUCCAGCUCCCCGUGCGGGAUGACAGUGCCUGUGAGGGGUCACAUCAGCCCAGUGCCCCUCAGGCUGGCUCUGAGGGAAGCAGCUGCCCUCAGGAAGAGCCUGCGCUGGCUCAGCCUUCGUUCGACCACAAGCUCUGAUGAGUCCUGGUGCGUGGCACCCCCAGGCCAUGCCGGGGUUCAACAGGGGCCCCACAGCCCCUGCCCUGCACCGCUGACACUGCCUGGACUGCAGAUCCAUCCACGUCCUGUCCCAAGCUGUCAUGUCGUGUCGCUGUGAGUGGCUGAGCAGCUGCCAUGCCCCUCUGUGGGGCCACGUCCCGGUGCACAUCGAGGGAGUCUUGUACAUAGUUUGAACCCUCGUUGCAAAGGACUUUGCAACAUCCCUGGCGCUGUCCUGCCCAGUGCCUCUGCCUGCAGCAGAGCUGCCUGCCCAGCACAUCCUGCCUGUGUCAAGCUGACACAGCCCCACUCACUCUCUGGGUGGGGAAAGCUCCCUUCCAACUGCAGGGUGUGCAGGAUAGACAGGGUGGGUGGGGAGGAAAGGCAGGCUCCAGUCCUGAACUCCAGUGCUGUGGGCAGGCAGGGUCAGGAGAACAUGUGCCCGGAGCUCAGAGCCAGAUCCAGUCGCUGGCCCCGUGGGAACAGGGCUGCCCCGUUGUUGAUUUGCAAGUCCACCCUUCCUGGGGAGGGUGAGCAUGGCCCUGCCAGGCUGUGCCCCGUGCAGGUUGUUAUGUCUGCAUUGUGUGUGUGGCCUGAUCCUGCCACAGUAGCACUGCUUGGAGCAGGGCACAUGGUUCCUGGCCCAGGCAGCCAGAGGCAGAGCCAGCAGAUGGUGCCAAAAAAGCCUUCCUCCUCCCCGCUGGAGAUCCUGUGUGGGCGGCUGCUGAGGGACACGCAGGAGCAAAGCCCCAUAUCCCCCCUGCCCCGUCCCCACUGGGGCGUGGGUGCUCAGCCUUCCAGGACAGCUCUGCUUGGUGCCAGAAGAAUGCAGCACCCCUGGGUGCUGAGCACCUCAGCCUGGUGUGCAGGUCCCCAGCGUGUGCCCAGCCUGUCAUUCCUGCCAGUGGCUGUGCUGGGCUGUAGCCUUGAGCCCCGAUCCAGUCCUGGAUGUGUGCUGCUGGCUCCCAUGCCCAGUGAUCCCAGACAGAAUCUGUGAUGGAGACAUUCCCCAGGAGAUCCCUCCACAGUCCAUCCGUGCCAGAGCCCUUCCUGGCUGUGCUUUGGGUAACCACUCCACCACCACUGCCUGGCCAGAGGCAGAGGGGUUACCCAGGGCCCCCAGGCUUGCCCAGAGAUGGGGGCAUGGCCACCCAGCCCUAUGCUGCCACAGCCAGCUGCAGCCCUGUGGCCUUAGUCAGAGCCCCCCUGUGUCUCUGUGAUGCUGCUCAGUUCUGUCUGUGGUGUGGAACCAGGGGAAAUAAAGAGCAUUGCCUGGAUGUACCUUU
Vidua chalybeata is the source of this 3893-nucleotide messenger RNA. It is a transcript of the gene RGS14, whose product is annotated as regulator of G protein signaling 14. The record is from RefSeq and is a predicted model, not a curated record. Gene Ontology annotation, molecular function: G-protein alpha-subunit binding; microtubule binding; GTPase activator activity. The transcript has 13 exons. The coding region runs from base 667 to 2586 and encodes 639 amino acids. Gene Ontology annotation, biological process: regulation of G protein-coupled receptor signaling pathway; signal transduction. NCBI's taxonomy places the organism in Eukaryota, Metazoa, Chordata, Aves, Passeriformes, Viduidae.